This is a messenger RNA of Lachancea lanzarotensis, 753 nucleotides long. It is a transcript of the gene TPP1, whose product is annotated as LALA0S03e04566g1_1. Gene Ontology annotation, molecular function: ATP-dependent polydeoxyribonucleotide 5'-hydroxyl-kinase activity; polynucleotide 3'-phosphatase activity; double-stranded DNA binding. The record is from RefSeq and is a predicted model, not a curated record. Bases 1 to 753 code for a protein of 250 amino acids. The transcript has a single exon. Gene Ontology annotation, biological process: DNA repair. NCBI's taxonomy places the organism in Eukaryota, Fungi, Ascomycota, Saccharomycetes, Saccharomycetales, Saccharomycetaceae.
AUGGGCGCGAUCAAGAAAGCAUCGGGAUCUUCUCACAAAGCUGUUAUACUGCCUUAUUUAAUCAAGUACAUACCCAAGAAUUAUAAUUCUAAGCGUACCGUAGACGAGACUAAGGUAUAUGCAUUCGACUUGGACCACACUAUUAUAAAGCCCAAGUUUGGUGGAAGGUUCAGCAAAAGCGAAAAUGACUGGACGUUUAUGACAUUCAAAUCCGGCCAAGAUGAAAGCUCAGUAGAGACAAUCGACACUUUAAGGGAUCUUUUAAGUGCCAAUGAAAAUACGCAAGUUGUUAUAUUUUCAAAUCAAGGCGCUACGGUGACGGUACCACCAACCUCGAAAAGCUGUACGAAAUUUACAGGAAAAAUAGCGCUUAUUUUGCAAGCAAUUGCUGAUCGUGGUCUGAAGCUGGAGGAAAGAAUUUGGCUCUAUGCGUCACCCAAGAAACCUGCGUCUUUUUCUUCUAACAAAAAAGCUAAGGGCAACACUGCAAACAAAGUAAUGAAAAAUAGCCCGUUUUCUAAACUGAAGACACCUCAACCUAUGGCUGACAGUCUUAUUUUUGAGUCAAUGCGAAAGCCCAAUGUUGGAAUGUUUGAAGAGUUCACCAAAGACUUCGGUCAAAAAUUCAAACUGGAAUAUUACUGUGGAGACGCAGCGGGACGCCCAACUGAUUUCAGCGACUCAGAUAAACUAUUUGCAUUGGCGAUCGAGGCCAAGUUUCUAUCGCCUGAAGAGGUGUUCGUUCCCCGGUAA